AUGAACAAUUACGGAUCAGUGGUGGAGGAUUCGAAGACGCAGCUGAAUGAAGCACACGUGGUUCACACCACCCGUGUUGCUCGCGCCGUGAAGCAUUUCUUGCAACUCGAAAUCCGAGAUGGGGUCACGAAAAUGGCGCACAGCAGAGAAGUAGGCGAGGUGUCCGAGGUCGACCCGACGACAGUGCGGCGGUGGGUGAAGGAGUUUUGCAACGGCGGCUCCUUCGUUGUUCGCAAACGGCAGUACAACAAGCGGGAGGCGCACUCCUACAUCGACGACGAGGACGUCCGCUACCGCCUGAGGGAGUACAUCGACCGGAGGCUGUACCGGCGGAAGAAGAACGAGCCACGCCUUCGAAUCGCAGACGUGCAAAAGUGGAUCCAUGAAGAUCUACUGAAGGAGGAGCUUGCCGGUACGAGAGGAGUUUCUUGGAGGACCGUGCAUAAGUGGAUGCAGAAGCUCGGCUUUCGUUGGUCGAGGCACCACAAGUGCGUUUACGUGGAUGGCCACAACAGACCGGACGUCGUCACCGACCGUCGGAGCUUUGUGGCGUUGCUAAAGCGCCUGCGCCAGAAGAUGUCUAUCCCUCUCCGCGUGGAAGAAACGGUGAUGACGGCGACCAGCCGCGGUGAAGCCCGGCAGGAGGGAGCAUCGGAUGACUCGGACGUCAGCGGCGACGAGCGGGGCGGCGGGGCCAGGUCGGAGACGGGCGAUAACGAGCAUCCGACCGGGGCGGCGACGACGGGCCGGGAACCCCUCUUUUGGCCAGCAGUGCGGACGGUCGACGGCAACAAGGAGUACACGCACGUGCGCGUCUACGGGGAUGGCGAGACGACCAAGCGCGUGGAAGGUGACUGCACGCGUGUUCCGUUCGACCCGCGCGACUUGGCGGCACCCGACUCCAAGGGCGACUAUCACCUGCUCCCUGAUGACGAGGUGAAGGCGUUCUACCGACCGAAGAAGGUUAAGCGUGAGGCGCUUUUCUGGCCAGCAGUGCGGACGGUCAACGGCGAGGAGGACUACACGCACGUGCGCGUCCACGACCCCCCGCACGCUCGCGGCAGGGAUUGCGUACGUGCGCAACAGCUCGAGGAUUGUCCGUGCGAGCAGAGAUCGCUCUACGGCAAGUGUUCGUGCUACCUCCGAUGCGAGUGCUACGACUGCAGCCGCGAGCCUGUUUUCGACUCCACGCAGGUCCCGUUCGAUCAGCGCGACCUCAUCGCCACCGACGGCAAGGGAGACUACCGCCUGCUGCCCGAUCACGAAGUGUUGUCGCUGCUUUUCCACGAUGAGACCACGACGAAGGAAAACGACGAUGGGGACCACCAAUGGAUUUCGGCGACGAAGGGGGCCGCCAUGAAAGUCAAGGGGCAGGGCCGCGCCGCGCACGUCUCGGAUGUGAUCGGCGUCGACCUUGGACAGCUGCAGAUCAGCGAGCAAGCGUGGGGCAUGAUGCAGGAGGACUACGAUGUCCUUGAGGGGGGCGAACGCCCCACUAGGGGGCGCUCUGGAAAGUACCUCGGCAGGACGGAGGGUGAGGGGGCAACUGGACACAAGGUGAAGGAGGUUCAAGAGGCGGUGGAUCUGCUCAACAAGACUGCUGCAGACUGCGAGGUGCUCAAGACAGCGAACGACCCACGGACGGCUGUUGUCAUCAUGACAGUUGGGAAGCAGCAAGAUGGCUACUGGACGAGUGACCGCAUGUGCGCCCAACUGCCGGCGGCUCUCGCCACGUUCGAGCUGACGAAUGGGCCGCACCGGCAGGGUGUCUUCAUCUUCGACAACUCCACCGGGCACAACGCUUACGAUGACGACGCGUUGCUGGCCCACAAGAUCAGCUUGGCGCCGGGUGGGGAGAAGACUGCGCUCAGGGUGUUCGAAGAUGACAACGGGAGGAUGGUGCACCCUACAUUCCAGGAUGGUGACACCCUGCUCACCGACAAGAAGAUUUUCUUGCCGAAGACACCGGAGCAAAAGAAGAUCAAGGGGCGCAAGCAUGGGACGGGGCUCGAUAAAAAGCAGUACCCUGUCGGAACCAAAGUCACGCAUGGAUCGCCGCUGCUUGGGCUCAGCAAAGGAGGUGAGCAGAUGCUCAAGGAGAUGGGGUUGUGGCGGCUUGACGGCGAGAGGGCGAAGGGUCUCGUCAAGUGUUGCAACAAGUGCAAGGCCGAGAACGCGGCAUCACGGCAGGCGAUUGCAGCUUUCAACAAAGGAGGGGAGGAGCGGGAGAGAGUUCUAGAGCAAGCGCGGAGGGAGCAGCAGAAUUCUCCCGCCGGAGAUCCCGCGGCAGCGGGAGGGGCGGCUGGAAGGAGGCAGCGAUGCUGUAUGGAGAGGGUCUUCUCUGACCUGAGGGCUUUCAAGGCGCAGCUCAACAAGGUCGAACAGAUCUUCAAGAAGGCCGGGCACGUGUGCAUUUUCCUUCCCAAGUACCACCCUGAGCUUAACGCUAUUGAGCUGUACUGGGGAUACGUCAAGCACUAUCUUCGUCUUCACUGCGAGGUCGUGUGGCUGUACGUUGAAGCGUACGACGAGGGGAUGGUGGACUACCUCAAGGACCGCGAACUCAAGGAGUGGAACACGCACCGAGAAGCCACCCAGAGAGGGGAUGCCGUCGUGGAGGCAACGGGAGGGCGCAAAACACAAGCGGAAAAGGACGCCGCGGCGGCGCAGGCGUUGGCGGCUUCGCAGGAAUGCCGAACCUUCUCCGUCAGGAGGGCGAAAAGGACAUUCAAGAAGUGGAAGCAGGAAAAGGAGAAGAAGCGGGCCAUGGAGCAGGAGGGAGAGGAAAAAGAGGCCGAGAACGAUGCGUAG
Molecule: messenger RNA, 2811 nt
Organism: Ectocarpus sp. CCAP 1310/34
Lineage: Eukaryota; Phaeophyceae; Ectocarpales; Ectocarpaceae
Source: the annotation of a GenBank genome assembly